AUUAAAUCAAAAGUUGAGAAUGGACAGAAGAAAGCCAAUGUCUCACAGAAGGGAAGUGUCCCAAGGCAACAAACCAAACUGCUUAAGUAAUGAUUCGCGUAGGCCAACCCACAGAAAAUCAGCUGCCCGUAACUCAAUGAAUUGGCCUACUAGCAGGCAUUGUGCUGAGACUUUUCGGAAAUAAUAACCCUAAGGAAUUGAAUACUCUUAGAACGAGUCGGAAAUAUAGGGUCAAUGCCAUCCCUACUGGGACGAUCAACCUUGGUGCCAAGAUUAGCGGCCUGAAUUUAAAGCCGAAGGUUGUCGCUGAUGCCAAGAUCUUCAAGAUCAAAGAUAAUAGUAAUUCAAGUAUUAGGAAGAGCUAUGAUAACACAAAUAAAAAUUCUUCGUUGAGGAACCUAAACACUAUUAACUCAAAGAAAUCCAUGAGGUCCCAGCACAGAAGGAGGAGAAAGUCCAAGGGUGAUGACUUUUCAAUCCAGGAUAAGAGAAAGCGUGAUUCUAGGCUGUAUAAGAAGGGUUUUGGAGGUCCAGCUAUCAAGCUCAAUUUAAACAACACUGGAGUAUCCUUGAACCCUAAUGCUUUGAAGAACUUUAAGCUACCUAUCUGUGAUAUUCCGUUGAGUAACAAGGCUAAAAUAGUGAAUGAUAGCUUAAUGAAUUCUAUCAAUUAUAAACCGGUUGAGCUAGGCUCUACCAACUUCAACAUCCACAACACUGUUGAGACUGUCAGAGGGACGAGUCGCAAGAACAAGGGUAAGAUCAUGUACUCCUCCAGGAUUAAGGAGGAUUCCAAGAUGAUGAAUAGUGCUAGAGUAGGCAAACAAAUCAGGCUCAAGAAAAACCUUAAAAGAUUUAGCAACAACAAUCGUUACAAAGUGACCCUUCCGAAUGGAGAAGAGGAGUAUAAAGCCAAGAGUCAUUCCAGGAAUCGCUCAAAGCGCAAGGAAGGGAAUGUAAAUACCUCCCUUGUGGUUAACCGAACCAAUGUGAAGAACAACUUCUUUAAGAAUGAUGAAAAGAGCCUUCCUCAAACCAGUAGGGUUCAGGGCCACAGGAAUGGCAAGAGCAAGCUACUGAAUUCUUUAGAGGUCAAACCUUCCACACAAAAGGCUAGCGAAGGCGGGAUGAGGGUCAAGCAAUUUACUACUAAGGAGUCUAGAAAGGAAGUUGAGAUCACUGAUAAUAACUUAACUGAGUCAAAAUCUGAAGCUAAGACAAGUAGGCAGAAGAAGCCGGUUUUGAAGACUAUUGACUCAUCACCAGUGAAGAAAACUAUUAAUAUCAAUGCAACUAAUGACUUGAAGAAGACCUUGCAGCAAUUGAAAUCAUGCAGGUCUCCUAAUUCUACUGCUUUUACUAAUCCUCAAGCUCCAAAAACUGUCCAGUCUGAGAAGCCAGAGUUUCCACUUGGCCCAGGAAAGGCACUGAAAUUAUUCAUGAACAGCAUGAGUGAUUAUGAAAAGGGUGAAAUUCUAGACUAUCGUCAGGUGUAUUUCUUAGGACUUGAGAGCAAGAAAAUUAAAGCUACACCUAAGCUCAAGCCCAACUAUGGAUAUGAUAACGAUAAGGGUGACUAUAAGACCGUAUUACGGGACCAUAUAGCUUACAGGUACGAAGUCCUAGAAUUCCUAGGAAAAGGAAGCUUUGGUCAAGCCCUCAAAUGAUUCGAUCACAAGACUAGUGAAUAUGUAUGCCUGAAAAUCAUCAGGAAUCAGGAGAAAUUCCAAUACCAAGCAAGCGUGGAAGUAAAAGUCCUGCAACACAUCAAGGACUGUGACCCUGAGGACACAACUAACUGUAUUAAGAUGAAAGACUACUUUGUCUUCAGGUCUCAUGUCUGACUUGUAUUUGAACUACUGAGUAUGAACCUUUAUGAGUUCAUCAAAAAUACUGAUUUCAGAGGAGUCUCCAUGGGGCUGAUCCGAAGGUUUGCCAUCCAGCUAUUGCACUCAUUGAAGUUUAUCCAAGAGCAGGAGAUUAUACAUUGAGAUCUGAAGCCGGAGAACAUAUUGCUCAAGACACCUACCAAAUCAGGAAUAAAAAUUAUUGAUUUUGGAAGUAGUUGUUUCAUGGACGAGAUUGUUUACACUUACAUCCAAUCCAGGUUUUAUCGAGCUCCUGAGAUAAUGCUCGGGAUUCCUUAUAAUGCAGCAAUCGAUAUGUGGAGCUUCGGGUGUAUUAUUGCAGAGCUUUACUGAGGCCUCCCACUUUUUCCAGGUGAGAGUGAGAGAGAGCAAAUGAGCUUGCUCAUCGAGAUCCUAGAUGUUCCAAAUGAUGUAGUCAUUGCCAAGUCUCCCUAUAAGCACAAGUUCUUUGAUAAGCAAAAUAAAGCAUACAUUAUGGACGAUAUUAAAGGUGAAAAGAAAAUUCCUGCUUCAAAACCUCUCGCUUUGAUGAUAGAGUGAGAAGAUGAACACUUUUUAGAUUUCGUAGAAAGAUGACUAGAUUGGGACCCAGAGACAAGGAUGACCCCAGAUGAGGCUCUUCGCCAUAUCUGGAUUCUAGAAGGAUUGCCACAGAAUGUCCUCUACCAUCACUGAAAGAUGUAUGAUAUCCCUGAUGAUGUAAUUCCAGACUACCUGCUACAAGAUAGCCCAAAACGGAAGGUGAAGAAGAGGCGGACUAAAAGGUACUCAGCUAAGCACCUUUCAAUGACUGAAAUCUUAUCGAAUUCAUGCUUAUCGGAGAACAAGGUCUCUUUAUAGUCCAACCAAACUCCUAAGAAUUGUCUAUGUUUUCCUAAUAAAGCAAGUUC
Messenger RNA from Moneuplotes crassus, 2758 nucleotides. The record is from the annotation of a GenBank genome assembly. NCBI's taxonomy places the organism in Eukaryota, Ciliophora, Spirotrichea, Euplotida, Euplotidae.